AUAACUAAUUGUAUGAUGUUUAUAAAAACAAAAAAAAGAAACAAUGCACUAUUGUUAACAAUUAUAUUUCCAGUUGUCAAAGUACCGGAACUACGUCACGUGUCAUUAUAUAACAUUGACAUCACGUGUAACGUCCGAGCUAAAGAUACGUUCACAUACCACAUUCCAGACCAAGAAAACGACACGAGCAAUGUUAACACAACAGGUACACCUGACCAUGAUAUAGGUAACGGCACAGUCAACGUUGAUCGUUCUACGGAGGACGAUAAGGACGAAGUGGAAUAUGUGAUGUACAUUGGAUUGGCUGUUGGAAUCUUGGUCAUCAUUGUCAUCAUUAUUAUUUCUGUCAUUUACUUAAGAGGGAGAUAUCUGAGUUCUGGAGACAGCAAAGAUUCCAAAAUCAACUUGUCUAAUUCCAAUUCACUAACAAACUGCAGUGACAUUCAGAAGCGGCCGCUUCCCUCGAAACAAUCAGGGACAGAUCUAGAGGCAUUAGAUGAACCUAUUCUUAACCAAAGUUAUAGUGUAGUCGCAGACGAAAUUCCAAGGCAACCAGUCCAAGCUAGUCUGACGUCACCAACAUAUGCUGAAAUAGAAGAGUACAGUGAAGCAGGCAUAAAACCUAAGCUUCCCUUAGUAAACAAACGUUCCGUUGAUAAUUCUAAACGUAAACUCCCUGCAAAACCAGACGAGGCACAAAAUUCCAUAUAUUCAGAAAUAGAAGACGCUGACGAGAAAGACGCGGGAAAUGAAAAAGAAGUUAUUUAUAAAAACAAGAAAAACCAGUCCAAAAUAAUCCCCGUAUAUAAGAAAAAGUUAUCUAAUGCAAGUAAUAUUUAUGACGAAUGUCAAGAUGUGUCUAAAACGGAUGGUGAGAAACACUAUAUCGAUAUGACUCAUAAAACAGCAGACGAGUCUGAAUACGUACCUCAUUGUAAAGUUUCCAAAGAUAUGGUGAACCAGUCUAAAAAAGACCGCGUGUCUGAUAAAUUGACCAAUCAAAAUCAGCCAAUCAUAUAUGCAGACUGUGAUGAGAAGACCAAUGGUUCAGGGAAAGAAAGCCGGAGUAAGCAACUGAAAAAGGAAUCGGUAACAAGUGAAUCUGACUCUGACGAUGAUAUCUGCAUGGUUGAAAAUGAACUUUAUGAACCAUUUGAAUCGGUUAAAGUGUGAUUUUUGUAAAGCUGGAUGAUUAUUAUUUUCAUAACGUGAUGUGCCUUGUAAAACUACAGGAUUAUUAUCUGAACUUUGUAAGACCAAAACUGUUUAUCAAUAUUAAAAUUUAGAUAUUUUUGAAUUUGGUAGAUUUCUUAAUGUUUGGAAAAAUCUUUAUUGGGGUUAUCAAAUACCACGUACACAGGAAAAUAAAAA
Messenger RNA from Ruditapes philippinarum (Manila clam), 1371 nucleotides. RefSeq lists its product as uncharacterized. The transcript has 5 exons. Lineage: Eukaryota; Metazoa; Mollusca; Bivalvia; Venerida; Veneridae. The record is from RefSeq and is a predicted model, not a curated record. The coding region runs from base 13 to 1173 and encodes 386 amino acids.